UGGUGAAUGGUGAUGGUGGUGUGUAGUUUCUCCCCUGCAGAGGAUCUUCUUCAUUGUAGUCAAUAUUGAAGAAUCAAAACACCCCUUAAAAAAAACGGCAGAUAAAAGCCACAGAACAAUUGUGUUCUGACUAGAAAAUCCCCAAAUUGACUUCUUCUGCCCUAGUUCACUCAAUUCUCCAAUUCAGGGUCGACGUCUCCCUGAAGAAGUAAUAAUGUGCAGCUUCAAACUCCAGUUUUCUCAACUCUGCUUUCAACAGAAGCCUCAGAUUCCGACCUUUGUUCACUUACUGAGAAUUACUUGCGGAGGUCUUAGAAAUGGCCCCAGAAAACCUAUGUGGAGGACGCGAGUGCUCUCCUCUGAAGCCAUUCAUGCAGUUCAGUCCUUGAAAUUGGCACAAAAAUCGCCUUCUAAAUUGGAGCAGGUUUUCACCACCAAGCUCAGCAGGCUUUUGAAGGCCGAUUUAGAGGACACCUUGGCCGAGUUGCAGAGGCAAAAUGAAUUGGACUUAGCCCUCAAGGUGUUUAAUUUUGUGAGGAAAGAGACGUGGUAUGUACCGGAUCUGUCUCUGUUCAACGACAUGAUAUUGAUGAUGGGUAAACGUAAAAUGAUUGAGAUGGUUGAACAACUUUUUCUGGAACUGCGAAAUGAAGGCCUGCAACCUGAUGCGAGAACCUAUACCGAACUGAUUGGAGCUUAUUUCAAAGUUGGAAUGGUGAGUAAAGCAAUGGAAACGUAUGAGUUGAUGAAGGCUUCAGGUUAUGUCCCGGAUAAGUUAACUUUGACAAUUUUGAUAAGAAAUCUAGAGAAGGCCGGUGAGAAUUCCCUUUCAGAAGCUAUAAGGAAAGAAUGUGCUGAGUAUUUUGAUUACCCUAACAAGUUUCUUGAAGAAGUUGAAAGGCAGUAUGUGAGUAUCCAUUACCUUCAAGCUCAUCUUUUGUAGGUGGUGACUUUUGUUUCUGCAUACUUAUUUGCUUAAACAUGAAAUUAUCUAUGACCAUUACUUUAGAUGAACUUGAUUGUUUAGGUUCUGGUGCCUUUUGAUACCUUUUCAGCAUGCAAUAGUGGCACUUUUGUGAAAUCUCGAGACCGGGCAGAUACUCCUCUUGGCAGCCCCACUAGAGUCUCUGUUAAACAGAAAAUCAACAUUUUCUACCUGUUUCCAUGGCUAUGCAUUAGAAGCAAGUGCCUUCACUUAGUUUAGUAAAGAUGGUGUGAACUUGGCAUAUUUACCUUCUCUUCUUCUAUUUUGGAUUCCAAGUGUUUGGUUGAUCACUUGAUCUAGAUCUUCUUUUCCCCCACCAACCUAUGAUGCUUUCACCUAGUGAAUUUAGAUUCCAGACUUAUGGUUGAUUGGAAACCGAGAUGCAUCUAGAGCUAAGAAUACUUUGGGUAGCACUCGCUUUUUCUCUAACUUUAUAGUUGGGAGUUUUCGUAUUUGCUAUAUUAGGAUGAUAGUUUCUGAUAGUCCUUUGCCUCAAUAUGCCAAAGGCCCAGAGGAUAGAUACUCUUUUGAAACAGCGCAUUUUGCUAUGUAAUCAUGAAAUUUCUAAACAUUGUUUGAAGUCCUUGUGUGAGAAAUCUGAAUUAUAAGUAAAACAUAAUAGUGAAUUCAAGAAGGUUCUCAGAAAUUGUUGCAGAGUAUGUGUUACAUUUAUGAUUUUCAUUUCAGCUGCAACUUUAUGAUUUUUAAGAGGCUUUAGCUUACAGGACUUGGCAUGUGUACAUGUUUAUGACCUAUUUUUAAGUUUUCUAUUUAAUGAAACUGCCAAUUUUUUUCUUCCUUAUAUCAUAAGUUGUAGUGGAUUUAACUUCCAUCUGCCUCGGUAUGAUUUUCUUUAAUAAAUAUUGUAUGAAAAUCAUUUUCUUCCUAGUCUCCGUCUCAUAUGAGCUGUCUGUCUUGUUGCAGCCGAAGAGGAAGAAACUUGUCAUCAUCUGAAGAACGUGUCACGCGACUUUGUUCUGUCCCUUCAUCGCAUCGUCGAUGGGGUGGAAGAAUUUGGUUGACUUACAACAUAAAGACGAUAAAGUACAUAUAUUUUCAUCUGGAACACAAACAUCUAGCUAGCCAUAUCAAAGGACAAAGAUGCAAGUCCCUAUUUCUUAGGAUGGUAGAAAGGUAAAAAUGUAGUUCCGUCUCUUACAAAAGAUCCUAAAUUCUUGCUUUGCUCAUGUGAAAAAACAAAAAUUUAGUUUAUAAAAUUUGGAUCUUUUGUUAAAAUGAAGUUGUAACCCUCUGUUGGAUAAGGUUCAGAAGCCUACACAUCUUGUUUUUAUUAAUAGUAACAUAUAAAUUUUAGUUUGUAA
This is a messenger RNA of Salvia miltiorrhiza (redroot sage), 2307 nucleotides long. Its product is annotated as protein THYLAKOID ASSEMBLY 8-like, chloroplastic. The record is from RefSeq and is a predicted model, not a curated record. Gene Ontology annotation, biological process: Group II intron splicing; chloroplast organization. The coding region runs from base 215 to 943 and encodes 242 amino acids. NCBI's taxonomy places the organism in Eukaryota, Viridiplantae, Streptophyta, Magnoliopsida, Lamiales, Lamiaceae. The transcript is spliced from 2 exons. Gene Ontology annotation, molecular function: protein binding; RNA binding.